GUCGUCGUCGUCGCCGAGGCGCCGGGCGGACGGUCUGUCCGUGACCCGUAUGAACAGCGCUGAACUUGUUCAGUCCGGACGUCGGUGCACAGCCGCUGCCGGGGAAAAUGGCGCUGCCUGCGGCCCCGGACCUGCAGCUGAACGCGGAGAUGCAGGGUGGCCGAAUGAGCGAUCCGGAGAAUAACAUCCACAUCGACGAGAAAGAACUGGAGAAGGAGCUGGAGAAGGAGGGCGACGGCUCCGGAUCAUCCGCGCUGCCGCUGCACUCUCCCUGGACCUUCUGGCUGGACAGAUCACUGCCAGGAACGACGGCGGCAGAAUGCGAAUCCAACCUGAAGAAAAUCUACACUGUUCAGACCAUUCAGUCUUUCUGGAGUGUCUAUAAUAAUAUCCCCCCUGUGACGUAUCUUCCAUUGAGGUGUAGCUACCAUCUAAUGCGUGGAGAGAGGAGGCCUCUGUGGGAAGAGGAAAGCAAUGCUAAGGGUGGAGUUUGGAAGAUGAAAGUUCCCAAGGAGAGCACGUCUGCUGUGUGGAAAGAAUUGUUACUUGCUACCAUUGGGGAACAGUUUGCAGAUUAUUGUGCUUCAGAAGAUGAAAUAGUCGGUGUCAGUGUUAGUGUACGAGAUCGAGAAGAUGUUGUCCAAGUAUGGAAUGGAAAUGCCUCUUUUGCUAGCGAAGCAAAUGUUUUAGCCAAGAUCUAUGAGCUCCUCCCACGCAUAACUUUUAAAGCAGUGUUUUAUAAACCUCAUGAAGAGCAUCAUGCGUUUGAGGGUGGUCGUUCAAGACAUUAGCCACCUUUGCACAUUGCGCUCUUGAUUUAGUUUUUGCUCUGUAGAAAAUGGACUGAACACCUCUAUUGUAUAAACAGCACUCUGGUUAAUUAAAAUCAAUUUGCAAUUAAGGGGACACCCGGUAACGUUACAUAUAUUUUGGAUUGUAAUUUCUCAGAAAUUUUCAGGAAUGCCUUCAUGUAUGUUAGUUGACUGUCUGCAUCGCUGAGAGAACUUGGUAUGUUUUCACUUUCUUUGGUUCUGUACCAUUUUUGUCUCGUGUAUCAGAUCAUCCCUUGUGUCUGCUCCAGCCACGUGGGGAUAUGCUACAAAAUUCUGAUACUCGAUAUUCACCUCCUCACUUGCUACCUGCACCGUGGCUCCUUUAACCAUGACAACAUGUAAGAGCGGUGCACAAACAAACCCUCGCAGUUCAUGUGUACGCGCCACCUGUUAAAUUUUGUACUGUUUCAUGGACAGGCAGAGCAAUAGCUGUUUUGCAGGGGCAACUAGUACCCAAUGCUUUUCUUCCCUGUGUGGUACAGAAUAUAAUCAGUGGUACCUGUUUAACCGUUUAACCAUUUGUAUAAUAGCCAGUGAAUGACCUCUUCCCACAGUGUGUUCACACUUGUAUCACCUCUCAGUUAGUGUUUCUGUAUUGCAAAGGUUGGCUCUAAAUUUCCCCUUCAUUUUAGACUUAGUGCUACAUGUGGGGACAUCGCACAGUAUGACUUUAAUUUUCGUUACGGAAUUUAAAUUUUUAUUUUAGCUAGUAAAAUUAACUGUGAACUAAUUGCUUGCGGGAAUGAGAAACAUUCAGUGCAUCCCUUACAUUGCAGUAAAUGGAGUUAAAGUUUUUGUAACUGUAUACAUUACAUGUAUUUAUUAUAAAGCCACAGCACUUUUAUACAAGUAUUGCAAUACAUACUUUUUAAUAACUGUUGAAGACUUAAGAGUCAUUGAUAUUUUUUUUAAAGACUACUAAAACUGAGUUUGGUUGCAGUUUUAACGUGUUCGUGCAAAUUUGGGUUUAUGAGUGGACACUUCCUAGAGAAUGAAUGAUUUACAUUGCUAGAAGCAGCUUUUACACACGGUAAAAGUAAUCCACAUGUCAGGGUUGUCUACUGUUACAUUUGCCCUCCACUAACUCUUGGUUUCAGAUGCCUUUUUUAAUAUUUGUAUUUUAAAUUAAAAAAAGUUAAUGUUCAGUACUUGUAAUGGAUUAAAAAGACUUCCAAGUAUCUUUAUUAAUUUCUAUGAAUAGAUAUAUAUGUAUUAUGCUGUACCAAAGAUUUUAUGUAUGAAUUUUGUGCUGAAUGCUUCCCAUAAGGGCAUAUGCUUGUCCUUCUAAACUUUUUAGUGGAUCAUUAAUGGAGUUUAAGAAAUCCAACUUUGUAAGAAUGGUGGUGCAUCUAUGCAUUUAUGAGUGUGUUCCCCUCCAUUUUAUUGUCUUUUUAUGCAGAGGAAUAUUCUGAAAAGUUUAAAAUUGAACAUUGCUGAAUGUUGCUUUUUUUAAAAAAAAAAUAAAUAAAAAAAAAUUGAGCAAGGCAGACGAGUUCUGGAGAACUACUGUCAUCUGACUUGGGUUGAGAGUAUGAAAAUGCAUCAAGAUGUUUAAUUAUUUACAUGAGCACUGGUGCCUGCAGAUGUUUUUAAUUGUUUUGUUUGUGUACAUUAUAUGAUGUAGGUUUUUUUUUUUUUAUUUUAUUUUGUGAAACACCUGUUAUGGAUUGGUGCCUUGAUAUUCCCCCUCCCCUCUUCUUUUCCCCCCAGUUUAAAAUGAAUAUACUGUCUGUUCAAUUUGUGUAACCAGUUCUAGUGACAUAUUAAUCUUUUAGAUUUUGGCAUUGUAAAAUAAAAUGCACAGACUCAAUAUGAAGUAUUUGUCUUAUUUUUGCUUUUGUUUAUUCCAAACAGACUUAACUCCUGUCAUGAUUUCUAUUGUCUGCUUCUAGUGGUUUGGUCCAGCAUCAGACACAGAUCUUCACAUUCACAUUGAGAGUUCUUGGACGAAAUGUUGCUUGGAUGGAAUUCAAUACCUCUGAAAGGUGAAGUGACGUGUGUCAACUGCCAAUGGUCCGCACUUCAAAGGCUCUGUGCUGAAUAUCCAUUGGAUGGA
Messenger RNA from Scleropages formosus (Asian bonytongue), 2889 nucleotides. Its product is annotated as eukaryotic translation initiation factor 4E type 3-like. Gene Ontology annotation, biological process: translational initiation. The coding region runs from base 108 to 791 and encodes 227 amino acids. The transcript is spliced from 9 exons. The record is from RefSeq and is a predicted model, not a curated record. Lineage: Eukaryota; Metazoa; Chordata; Actinopteri; Osteoglossiformes; Osteoglossidae. Gene Ontology annotation, cellular component: eukaryotic translation initiation factor 4F complex. Gene Ontology annotation, molecular function: RNA 7-methylguanosine cap binding; translation initiation factor activity.